AUGCUGUCUCUCCGUGCCCUGCGAUCCUCGUCGCUCCGUGCGGCCACCAAGGCGCCCCUCGCGCGUGGCUACGCCACCGUCGCAGAGGAGGCUGCCGAGAUCAACGCCGCCCUCUUUGACAAGAAGGUCGACAUGAGCCCCCUCGAGAAGGGCAAGGGCUACUACGUCAACUACAAGCGCAUCGACGACAACCUCAAGGUCGUCCGCUCCAGGCUCAACCAGCCCCUGACUCUUGCUGAGAAGAUCGUCUACGGACACCUUGACCAGCCCGAGACUCAGGAGAUCAGCCGUGGCAACUCGUACCUCAAGCUCCGACCCGACCGAGUUGCGUGCCAGGACGCCACCGCCCAGAUGGCCCUGCUCCAGUUCAUGUCGGCCGGCCUCCCCACGGUCGCCGUCCCCUCGACUGUGCACUGCGACCACCUGAUCGAGGCCCAGAUCGGAGGCGCCAAGGACCUUGCCCGCGCCAUUGACAUCAACAAGGAGGUCUACGACUUCCUCGCCACCUGCACCGCCAAGUACGGCCUCGGCUUCUGGAAGCCCGGCUCCGGCAUCAUUCACCAGAUCAUCCUCGAGAACUACGCCUUCCCCGGUGGUAUGAUGAUUGGCACCGACUCGCACACCCCCAACGCCGGUGGUCUCGGCAUGGUUGCCUGCGGUGUCGGAGGAGCCGACGCCGUCGACGUCAUGGCCAACAUUCCCUGGGAGCUCAAGUGCCCCAAGGUCAUUGGUGUCGAGCUCAAGGGCAAGAUGAGCGGCUGGACGACGCCCAAGGACAUUAUCCUCAAGGUGGCCGGCGAGCUCACCGUCAAGGGCGGUACCGGUGCCAUCAUCGAGUACAAGGGACCCGGUGUCGAGUCGCUCUCGUGCACGGGUAUGGCCACCAUCUGCAACAUGGGUGCCGAGAUUGGUGCCACCACCUCCGUCUUCCCCUACAACGAGCGCAUGGGCGACUACCUGCGCGCCACCAAGCGUGCCGACAUUGCCGACCUGGCCAAGGGCUUCCAGAAGAACCUGCUGCCCGACCAGGGCGCCGAGUACGACUCGCACCUCGAGAUCAACCUCAGCGAGCUCGAGCCCCACAUCAACGGCCCCUUUACCCCUGACCUUGCCACCCCCAUCUCCAAGUUUGCCGAGGAGGUCAAGAAGAACGACUGGCCCGAGGAGCUCAAGGUCUCGCUGAUCGGCUCGUGCACCAACUCGUCGUACGAGGACAUGAGCCGCUCGGCCUCGAUCGCCGAGGAGGCCCUCGCCCACGGCCUCAAGACCAAGGCCAAGUUCACCAUCACCCCCGGUUCCGAGCAGAUCCGCGCCACCAUCCAGCGCGACGGCAUCAUGGAGACGCUCGAGAACGCCGGCGGCAUGGUCCUCGCCAACGCCUGCGGCCCCUGCAUCGGUCAGUGGGACCGAACCGACGUGCCCAAGGGCGAGAAGAACUCGAUCAUCACGUCGUACAACCGCAACUUCACCGGCCGUAACGACGCCAACCCGGCCACCCACGCCUUUGUCGCCUCGCCCGACCUUGUCACCGCCAUGGCCUUUGCCGGUCGCCUCACCUUCAACCCGCUCACCGACUCGCUCAAGGGCGCCGACGGCAAAGAGUUCAAGUUUUCGGACCCCUCUGGCAAGGAGCUGCCCCCUCGCGGCUACGACGCUGGCGAGAACACGUUCCAGGCUCCCCCGGAGGACCGCGCCUCGAUCGAGGUCGCCGUCGACCCCAAGUCGGACCGCCUGCAGAAGCUGGAGCCCUUCAAGCCGUGGGACGGCAAGAACCCCACCGACUGCCCCGUCCUGAUCAAGGCCAAGGGCAAGUGCACCACUGACCACAUCUCGGCCGGUGGCCCGUGGCUCAAGUACCGUGGCCACCUGCAGAACAUCUCCAACAACUGCCUGAUUGGCGCCAUCAACGAGGUCAACGGCAAGGCCAACGAGGUCCAGAAUGUCUUCUCGGGCGAGUGGGGCCCGGUCCCGGCUACCGCCAUCUCGUACCGCGACCAGGGCAAGCCGUGGGUUGUCAUCGGCGACGAGAACUACGGUGAGGGCUCCUCGCGUGAGCACGCCGCCCUCGAGCCCCGUUACCUCGGCGGCUGCGCUGUCAUCGUUCGCAGCUUUGCCCGUAUCCACAACACCAACCUCAAGAAGCAGGGCCUGCUCGCCCUCGAGUUCCAGAACCCGGCCGACUACGACAAGGUGCGCGGCGACGACCUGGUCGACCUUGUUGGCGUCACCGAGUUUGCCCCCGGCAGCAUCAUCACGCUGGUGGCCAAGCACAAGGACGGCAGCAAGGACGAGAUCCCGCUGACCCACUCGUACAACGAGAACCAGAUUGGCUGGUUCAAGGCCGGCUCGGCGCUCAACCUCAUGGCCGCCGAGGCCAAGAAGCGCGGCGUCUCUGCAUGA
Molecule: messenger RNA, 2400 nt
Organism: Pseudozyma flocculosa PF-1
Lineage: Eukaryota; Fungi; Basidiomycota; Ustilaginomycetes; Ustilaginales; Ustilaginaceae
Exons: 3
Coding region: 1-2400 (799 amino acids)
Biological process (GO): tricarboxylic acid cycle
Cellular component (GO): mitochondrion; cytosol
Molecular function (GO): aconitate hydratase activity; 4 iron, 4 sulfur cluster binding
Source: RefSeq, a predicted model, not a curated record